AUGUUCCAGCAACAUAUCAAUGAGGAGGACCUAUAUUGUAAAAUAUGCCAUAUUCUUCUACCUGUUAUUCGAAUACUCAUCGAUGUCAAUCAAACGGAGCGCCUUGAAAAUGUGACUCUUGAAAUUUGUAAUGAAUUUGGUUUGGUUCUCGAUGUUUGUAGCGGUGCUGUGCACGAAUACAAAGAUGCCAUUUUUCAAGUCAUUGCUCUAACGCAUUUCAGUAAUAAGGCACUAUGUUCACUUGCUCUAAACUGCGAUAGACAAACUGAUUAUCCUGUGUUGAAUUGGAGUGUUGCUAUUCCUGACAGAAAACCACCUCCACAACCACCAAAACCACCUUCAGUCCCAUUUCUAAAUACAGUUCCUGGUCAUCCGGGUGCUGGCUUCUGGGGAACCAGUCUUCACUGUGACAUACCGUAUUGGACGGCUCAAGCCAUACUUGAAUAUGGCGCAAAAACAGAAGAGAUUGAUUUCAUCUACUAUACUGGCGAUACACCACCUCACAAUGUAUGGAAUCAAUCUCGUGCUGACCAACUCUAUGCAAUAAAUACAAUCAAUAAUUUGUUAGCUACGACAUUUCCAAAUAAAAUGUUGUAUUCUGCCGUCGGCAAUCAUGAAGCAGCUCCGUGCAAUCUCUUUCCGACACCGAACAUUCGAUCGGACAAUAUUUCAUGGCUAUAUCAAGCACUAGCCGAUAGUUGGAUAAAUACAUUCGGUCUACCUAAUGAUACACGCGAAAGUAUUCUUCGUGGCGGAUUCUAUACAACAAUUGUACGUUCCGGUCUACGAUUGAUUUCGCUCAAUACGAAUUAUUACGCGUCGGAUAACUAUUGGUUAUUCAUCAAUUCGACUGAUCCUCUCAAUCAACUUGAGUGGUUGAUACAAUGGUUACAAUAUGCUGAAGACCAUGGAGAAAAGGUUCACAUUAUCGCCCAUCAUCCACCACGAACAUGUUUUGCAGCAUUCGGUUGGAAUUUUAAUAGAAUCGUCAAUCGAUUUGAAAAUACGAUCUCCGGUCAAUUUUAUGGUCACACACAUCGAGAUGAAUUCAACAUGUUCUAUGAUGAGAAUGAUCACCAACGACCUGUUUCGAUGGCUUACAUAGCGCCAUCGUUGACAACCGAAUCAUUCUUGAAUCCGGGCUAUCGUGUUUAUACAAUGGAUGGUGAGUAUCCGUCGAGUUCCUAUUGGGUGCUCGAUCAUCGUACAGUCAUUAUGAAUUUAACUGCAACGAACCUCUACAACCGAACAAUUAUGCAAAAUGAGUAUAAUGCUCGGGAUGCCUAUCAAAUGGAGAACUUGUUUCCUACUGAUUGGGAUAAUUUCAUCAAAAGACUCGAGAAUGAUAUUGACGGACCACUUAUGAGUACAGUAUACAAACACUAUACAAAAUCGUAUGCAGAUGGAUCCCAGUGUAAUCAUGUAUGUCGACGAGGACUGAUUUGUGAUUUCAAGACGGCUCGUGACGAUGAUCCAGAUGCAUGUGGUUCAAUUCCUCCAUUUGCGUAA
This is a messenger RNA of Rotaria sp. Silwood1, 1509 nucleotides long. The record is from the annotation of a GenBank genome assembly. Lineage: Eukaryota; Metazoa; Rotifera; Eurotatoria; Philodinida; Philodinidae.